Messenger RNA from Andrographis paniculata, 1279 nucleotides. RefSeq names its product probable E3 ubiquitin-protein ligase RHB1A. Bases 366 to 896 code for a protein of 176 amino acids. Gene Ontology annotation, molecular function: ubiquitin-protein transferase activity. The record is from RefSeq and is a predicted model, not a curated record. The transcript has 5 exons. Lineage: Eukaryota; Viridiplantae; Streptophyta; Magnoliopsida; Lamiales; Acanthaceae.
CCACUAGCACUAAUGUGUAGCCGCCAGCAGCAGCUCCACUUGGCUAUGGUGUAACACAACACUAAUGGCUUCCCCAAUCCACCCUUCAACGCCAUCAAAGAGCCCUACUAGCAGUUGCUUUCAAGUUUUCCCUUUCCUCUGGAACUCUCCUCUUUCGUUUCAAGCUUCCUAAGCAUGUUUUAUUAAUCAAUUGGUGCGCUUGAUUGCUUGAUUCCUUUCUCAUCCAACCAAUACCUAACCUAAUUAAUUGUAUAUGGCGGUUGGUCGAUCAAUACUCAACCGCUAUUGAACUAGAGUUAUCAGACUUGUAGGUCAAAAUAGAAGAAGAGGACUGGCAAAUAUAGAUUAAGGAAUUGCUGAAUGAAAUGGGAGGUUGUUGUUCGUCUUCGAGAAAGCUACCGCUUCAUGGAACGCCAACAUAUUACUAUCAUUAUUCACCGUAUUCAGAGGAUCACGAGUCCUUAACAUCUCAUGAUGGCGUCACUACCAUACUCACUUCUGGGAUGUUAUUUGAUUUAAAUCUCGAUAUGUCUAUUCCUGACACAUAUCGCUCUCCUCCCGCACCUCUGCCAUAUGAUGCAGUUUUGGGGCACCAAAAAUCCACAGAAAUCGGCAGUCAUGUGGACCCAAAGGAAGCAAACUGCAAAACUACAUUCGGGUUGCCUCUUAGCUCCCCGAUGAAAGUAGACACCAAACUCUUACAGCAUAAAUCAGACACUUUAGUUACAGACGAGGAGGAUACUUGCCCGACUUGUCUUGAAGAGUAUGAUGUUGAAAAUCCCAAAAUCAUGACCAAGUGUAACCAUCACUUUCACCUUUCGUGCAUACUUGAGUGGAUGGAACUAAGUGACACCUGCCCCAUUUGCGACCAGGAAAUGGUAUAUGAAGUUCUUUGAGCAUAUUACUUCCUAGUUCAUGUUAUUUGCCUCUUUUCGAUUCUUCCCAACACAUCCAUGAAUGCGAUGCAAAGGAAGAUAUAGGGACUAGCAACCUCAUUCUCUUCUUUCAAAGAUUGAAGAUCAGCUGUCGGGUUAGUUAUCCCCGGCAAUAGAUUUCCUUUUCGUCGUAUACUUUGUAUAUAUGAUUGUAUUACAGGUAUGUGUACAUAAGACAAUAGAUGGUGUUUGGUUUGGAAUUCUGAAUCCUUUGGUAAUGACUACAGCCCUAAAAAAGGAGGGGUUUUGAGGGUUUCCAAUAAGUUGGAAACUCUUGUUGUUGCUGUUGAUCUUGGCAUGUACCAAACUAGCUUUUGUUCUUAGUGAUUAUUGAUUUGGUUGUA